AUGAAUCAACCGAUGGCUGGCAAUAAUGGUUUUCCUUUUUACCGACCACUUGGUUGUCCGAUACCAUUUUUUGCACCACAGUUAUCAUUUUUUCCUUCUACACCACUUAUACCACCUUUGUUGUUCAACCAAUUACCCAAAAUUGAAGAUGAUCCUCUUCAAAAAAGGGUUAAAUUAUCACCCAAGCUUGAGAGAUGUUCGCCAGACAUGGAAAGAGUAAAAACUGAGAUGAGUCCUCCAAAAGGAAUUGAAGCUACUGGUUCGUCUUCACCUAGUAGGCCACAGAGUUUUUUACCGAAGGAUCAAUUUAAUUUAUCAUUUCCAUCAUUUUCCUGUAAAAGAGAAUUUGAAGAAGAUAUGAAACCUACAAUUAAUUCGAUACAUUCGAAUGUAAAAACCGAACCCUACUGUAAAACAGAACCUUCUACAUUAGCAGGAUUUGUACCUAAACCACAAUUUCCAAUGUAUACACCUAAACGAGAAUUCAAACGAGAAUUUGAAGAAAAUACAAAGAAAUCAUCUGAAUCUACAUCUACAGCUGAAGAAACUAAUGAUCAGCCAUUAGAUCUAAGUGGAUGGAAACCAAAUAAUCGGGUUAUAGUCAGUGCCGAAGAAGAGCAACAAGUACCUCACACAGAAGAAGAAAACGUCGAUGUACUAGAUGUAAUCGACGACAAUAACAUAUCUCCUCAAAAUGUUUCAGUCACACCCCCUAUGGCAUAUCCAAGGCCUAUCCACCCCAUGAUGCCAGAUAUUUGUGGCGUUACACUCGCCGAUUCUCCUGGCAGCAGCAACGAAAACGACAGAGAGGACGCCUACUUUGACGACAUUCGAUCUUUUAUGGGCAAAGUCAGUGGUUCCGAUUACUACAACAAUAUGAGAGAGUUCGUUUCUCCGUCAAACAAUAAUAUCGAUGUUGUCAAAGAAGAUAACAACGACGAAUCUGCUUCUGAAGGAGGUGAGGACUAUUUAACGUCAAAGUUAAACUUUGACACAAAGUGCAACCAAGAAAAAGAAGAAAUACUUAAUAAUAACGACCAAACUGUAGAAGUAUCGACUUAG
Diabrotica balteata is the source of this 1062-nucleotide messenger RNA. The record is from the annotation of a GenBank genome assembly. Lineage: Eukaryota; Metazoa; Arthropoda; Insecta; Coleoptera; Chrysomelidae.